This is a messenger RNA of Oryzias melastigma (Indian medaka), 1215 nucleotides long. Its product is annotated as beta-galactoside alpha-2,6-sialyltransferase 2. The record is from RefSeq and is a predicted model, not a curated record. The transcript has 2 exons. The coding region runs from base 147 to 1190 and encodes 347 amino acids. NCBI's taxonomy places the organism in Eukaryota, Metazoa, Chordata, Actinopteri, Beloniformes, Adrianichthyidae.
CAUCAGCCCCCUUUUUUCUUUUAGGGUCCUGUUAAAAUCCUGGCAGCCGCAUGGACGGGAAGCAUUAAAAUUCCAGGCCCUCCAGCAGGCUGUGGGGCGUUGUGCUGGUGGGCCAGCUCAGCAGGAGCCUGUUUGAAUGAGAGCUAAUGAAGUUCAGCAUGAGACAGUGGAGGAAGGUGGUGCUGGCGGCCAUACUGGCCUGGGCUCUCCUUUUCCUUGGCCUUCUCUCCUACUUCCUGGACACCCGUGUGGAGGAACCUCGGACUCCUGCCGGCUCCUUGGUUUCCCAGCAUUCCGACACUCGCCGGCUCACCUCCAUCCAGUCCUCCCAACAGCAGCAAUCAGUCGUGGGGGUCCGAUCUGAGCAGGGUCUGAACUUACCCAGAACUUCUAUUAAAAACCAGCCGGAGGCAGGAGUUUUCUCCAGCUCGGAGGCCCCAGGGAACCGGGGGAAAAACAUUUCAAGCAGUUCUCCCGAUCAAAUUUACGAAAGCCAGGAAACAAACCAUCUGAAUGAGUUGGACCUGCAAAGUCUGGCUGCCUGGUCCUCCUUUGGUACACAAAACGUGGGCUCUAACUUCAAUGCUGCUUCCCAGCUUCGCGAUAGAACAUCUCAAAGCAUACAGGACCAGAGCACCAAUCAUUACUUUGCUGCUGAGGACGAAGAGGGCCGAGAGAAUGAAGAUGAAGAUCUGGCAAACGAGAUAAGACCUUCAGCUGAGAGGAGGAGUGAUGCGGACUUUGUGGUGCAGCAGCUGUGGAAGGGCACCGUGUCCUCUGGCAUGCUGAGUCCUCGACUGAGGCAGGCCAUGAAGGACUACAUCAACGCCAACAAGCACCACGUCUCCUACCAAGGGCACCGCAAGGUGGCUCGCAGCGCAGACAAACUGCUGUGCCAAAUGAAAAACCAGUCCCAGCUGAGGACGGUGGACGGGUCCGAGAAGCCGUUCUCCUCGCUCGGCUGGGCGAAUUUUGUGCCGUCGAAACCCCUUCAGUCCUGGGACAAACGGCAGGGGGGGAAAAGCUUCAAGACCUGCGCGGUGGUCAGUUCCGCUGGGGCCAUCCUGCACUCCGGCCUGGGCGAAGAGAUCGGUGAGUACUCACUGUCACUUUUUAUUUUCAGGCUUUUAUGUCGUCUGUCUACAAAAAAAUACAUCGUUUUUUCCUCUGUAUUUCAAGAAAAAUUAUGAGAAAUCGGGCAAAAAGUCAAUUCAG